AUGAUUUUAUCCCUCCUCAAAGAUGUUGAUAUCUCACAAGGAGUCAAUGUGAUUGGUCCUAUCUUUGUGCUAUCUGUUUAUGGUUUACUUGGGCUGAAUGUGUAUAUGUUUUGAAACUGAUAUCUUCCUAUAUUGUAUAACAACAAGAUAAGUUAUCUGCCAUUAUCCGGUCCUGAUUCACACAUUGCUUGGAUUACCCAAAGCAUGAUAUUAACAUUUAUCUUCUUUGCUCUAUUGUUCAACAUUCUCUUUAACUACACGAUGGCUUGGCUGAUUAGUCCUGGAAAGCUCCAAGAAUAUUACAAAGGCAGAAUUAAAGGAAGUAAAGAAAACCCCAAUCUAGAAUGUAAGAAGAAAAAUAGGCCUACUAAUGCUAUUGCUAAUAAAGCUUUGAAGGCAUGCAUGAGGCAUACGAAGAAAACUAUUGACAAGAUUGAUGGUGAUUGGGAAAUCAGAUGAGCAAAAUGAACGUUCUUAGAUGAUAUGGAUGAGGAGACUGGUAUGAAUAAAUUACCUGUUAAACCUUUGAGAUUCCAUCAUUGCUCUAUAUGCAGAGGUUGUGUGAUAAACAUGGAUCACCACUGUCCCUGGGUGAACAAUUGACUUGGAUUGAAAUAACCUCAGAUACUUCUUACUGUUCAUAUUUUACCUUCCAAUCUCCAAUUUAUUUGUAGGUAUGAUAAUUUGGCAUUGAAGAGGUGACCCUCAUUACAGGAAUUACCCAAUGUGAAGCCAGAUAAUGAUCGGGAUCCAUAUUGGAGUGUUCUUGGCAAUGUCAUUCUUUAAUUUAUGGCAGUGGUACCUUUGCUUAAAGGGUAUUCCUCAAAUAGAAUAUCUCCAAAGUUUAGAUAUGGAGAUAAAUGAAGGGAAAGGAUUUGGAUUCCCAGGUAUAUGAGAUAAUAUUUAUGUUACUUUCGGAACUAAAAACAUUUUCAAAAUAUUCUUGCCUUCAUUCAGGCCACUCCCUCUAGAAGGGCUAGAAUGGACAUUAGAAGUAGUUACUACUAAGAAGAAAGCAAUGGAGGUUCAUGAAAGAGUUAUUGAUAUGUCAGAAGAGAGAGAUGAUAUACAAAAUAUUGAAAUAGAUUUGACUCAGCCAUAACAGAGCAUUAUUGAAUGAAUUUCAAUAAAUUUACG
Molecule: messenger RNA, 1137 nt
Organism: Moneuplotes crassus
Lineage: Eukaryota; Ciliophora; Spirotrichea; Euplotida; Euplotidae
Source: the annotation of a GenBank genome assembly